Messenger RNA from Coregonus sp. 'balchen', 11670 nucleotides. NCBI's taxonomy places the organism in Eukaryota, Metazoa, Chordata, Actinopteri, Salmoniformes, Salmonidae. The record is from the annotation of a GenBank genome assembly.
AUGACUUCUGACAGUCUUUUCAUCUUCUGUCCACAGCACACCUCACACACCGAUGGGCGCAACGAGGUCACCCCGCGACCCGGCCGCUUGGGCUCCCGCUGCCGGAACUCCAUCGCCUCGUGUGUUGACGAGCAGCCGCACAUCGGCAACUACCGACUGCUCAAGACCAUCGGCAAGGGCAACUUCGCCAAGGUGAAGCUGGCGCGCCACAUCCUCACGGGCCGAGAGGUGAGACGCCAUCAGACUCCGGAGGGACCUGCCAUGUUUGAUAGCGCAUUAUCCAAUUUGUUUGGCUAGAAUAUAAUACAGUAAAGUAGGAUUGUUUGUACUUUAUGGAUGAAGUUAUUUUCACAAAGUUCGUUGGUGGACUUAGCUAAUACCGGCCACCUCACCCUUCCUGUACCUGAAAAGUCAAGGGGCAACGCACUGCACCAAUCGUAACAAUAGUCACUGUAAUUGCAAGUUAAUAGCCUGAGAGCAAUAGGGAAAUUGAAUUAGAUGUACUGUGCUUAAACGCCGUAAACUAAACGUAAGACCCCUCCAGCCCUCGCAGUUCUCCUAGAGGCGCAAUACUUUACACACUCUAAAAUUGCACCUAUGCAAUCUGAGAAACACGUUUGCAUUGGUGGCCCGUUUAUAGGCUUGCCAAUUCCUGAGUCUUUAGGAGUGGUUUCAGCAGCAACUGAUUGUUUUCCUUUAAUCUUUCUUGUCAGGUUGCCAUUAAAAUCAUUGACAAGACACAACUGAAUCCUACCAGUCUUCAAAAGGUAAAAGAAAAACCUGUGUGUCUCCCUAUUGAAAAGUACACAUCCUUCUCCAACGUUAUUUCCACCUUAGUGCAUUCUCUGGUUGUGGAUGACAGGAAUAUCAUUAGGCCUGCAUGUAAUAUUCCCACUUUGAAAGCUGUAUGCGGUGAAAAGCAUUAGUAAAACACUUUAUAUGCCCUAUAUUCAUUAUGUAUUAUAAAAUCAAUCUUGUUUCUAUUUUGAUGGAGGUGCCCUGUGAGUGUAUGGGACUUCCCUUCAUCGAGUAGCCCUUGAAACAAUUUUUGUAGCAAAACGCACUAUUAUAGCUAAUUAAUCUGAUUCCUAUGGGUUCUUGACAUGUUGUUGUAGUGGGUGCUACACACCACAGUACGUGUCUUUCGGCGACAUAACUAGCUUAAUUUCAUUGUGUAACUCACUAACUUCACAGAGGAGGUGCGGAGUCCAGACCCCCUUAAAGGUCUCAGUUGUUGUGCCGCACUGCAUGAUGGGAGGCAGGGGGUAAAGCGGCGGCUGUUAGAGAAACCCUCGGCGGACUUGAAUUUCAGAGGCUGCUAAUAAUAGCCUCGGAGGAGAAAUCAGAAUGGGUGGCUGGUGAAAGAAGAGCGCUGGCCCUGCCAAGAUGGAAAGAGAAGCAACAACUUUGGGCUGUAGUGGGGAAAGGGAAGGGGGCCAUUGACCCAUUGGAGGGUUGGAGCGCAGAGGGCCUAUUGCACACAGUACCCACAUUUCCUCCUCAAGGCCCAUUUAUUAUUAUGCUCUGAUGAAAGCUGGAAUGAUCCGAUGCUAAAACACACCAGCUAGCCCAAAAAAUAGUUAGAUGCACCUCAUUUGUUACCUUUUUCUGGACUUUUAUUUAACUUGGACAUCAGGACUUUUUCCCCAAUAAUGUUUUGUGGCAGAUUAACCCUAACCCAAUUAUUAGGACCUGUGUCAACUGGUAAUAUCAUGUAUACAAAUAUAUUUUUACAACCCCCCCCCCCAAAUAUUUUCUGAGAUCCACUUGGAACUGUAGUAGACCUUGCUAUGGUGCCCUUGGGUGGCUCUUUACACGGCUGCUGCCCUGUCCUGUCCUGUCGCCUUUCCUUGCAGCUAUAUAGAUCAGACUGUCACAUUGGGGCCAGUGUGAAACUGAUGAUGUUCAUCCACCCCACCAACCCCUAUAAUUAGCCAGCACUUGUUUUUCCAGGCCAUCGAUUCAGUUUUCCAUUCGCUGGCCAAUCGACAGCCCGUGGCUCGGACUGUGGGUAUUCGGGAUGGGUAGAGCGAGGUAGGUAGAAAGGGAGGGGACAGGGACGAUGAGGGAGAGGAGAGCGGGCGAGUGUCAUGCUGCUCUCUCUAGUUUCUCACUCUCCACCCGGGUGCUCUUCAUCAGGAGCCCACUUCUUUCUGGGUCGGCAGCCAAAGCGUACAGGCCUCUGAGUGAUGAAGUGGUCUUAAACAUUACCAACACAAAAGCCACCCUUUAACCGUAGCUAGAGUGGGGGAAAAAAAGUAUUUAGUCAGCCACCAAUUGUGCAAGUUCUCCCACUUAAAAAGAUGAGAGAGGCCUGUAAUUUUAAUCAUAGGUACACGUCAACUAUGACAGACAAAAUGAGAAAAAAAUCCAGAAAAUCACAUUGUAGGAUUUUUAAUGAAUUUAUUUGCAAAUUAUGGUGGAAAAUAAGUAUUUGGUCAAUAACAAAAGUUUCUCAAUACUUUGUUAUAUACCCUUUGUUGGCAAUGACACAGGUCAAACGUUUUCUGUAAGUCUUCACAAGGUUUUCACACACUGUUGCUGGUAUUUUGGCCCAUUCCUCCAUGCAGAUCUCCUCUAGAGCAGUGAUGUUUUGGGGCUGUCGCUGGGCAACACGGACUUUCAACUCCCUCCAAAGAUUUUCUAUGGGGUUGAGAUCUGGAGACUGGCUAGGCCACUCCAGGACCUUGAAAUGCUUCUUACGAAGCCACUCCUUCGUUGCCCGGGCAGUGUGUUUGGGAUCAUUGUCAUGCUGAAAGACCCAGCCACGUUUCAUCUUCAAUGCCCUUGCUGAUGGAAGGAGGUUUUCGCUCAAAAUCUCACGAUACAUGGCCCCAUUCAUUCUUUCCUUUACACGGAUCAGUCGUCCUGGUCCCUUUGCAGAAAAACAGCCCCAAAGCAUGAUGUUUCCACCCCCAUGCUUCACAGUAGGUAUGGUGUUCUUUGGAUGCAACUCAGCAUUCUUUGUCCUCCAAACACGAUGAGUUGAGUUUUUACCAAAAAGUUAUAUUUUGGUUUCAUCUGACCAUAUGACAUUCUCCCAAUCCUCUUCUGGAUCAUCCAAAUGCACUCUAGCAAACUUCAGACGGGCCUGGAUAUGUACUGGCUUAAGCAGGGGCACACGUCUGGCACUGCAGGAUUUUAGUCCCUGGCGGCGUAGUGUGUUACUGAUGGUAGGCUUUGUUACUUUGGUCCCAGCUCUCUGCAGGUCAUUCACUAGGUCCCCCUGUGUGGUUCUGGGAUUUUUGCUCACCGUUCUUGUGAUCAUUUUGACCCCACUGGGUGAGAUCUUGCGUGGAGCCCCAGAUCGAGGGAGAUUAUUAGUGGUCUUGUAUGUCUUCCAUUUCCUAAUAAUUGCUCUCACAGUUGAUUUCUUCAAACCAAGCUGCUUGCCUAUUGCAGAUUCAGUCUUCCCAGCCUGGUGCAGGUCUACAAUUUUGUUUCUGGUGUCCUUUGACAGCUCUUUGGUCUUGGCCAUAGUGGAGUUUGGAGUGUGACUGUUUGAGGUUGUGGACAGGUGUCUUUUUUUAUACUGAUAACAAGUUCAAACAGGUGCCAUUAAUACAGGUAACGAGUGGAGGACAGAGGAGCCUCUUAAAUAAUAAGUUACAGGUCUGUGAGAGCCAGAAAUCUUGCUUGUUUGUAGGUGACCAAAUACUUAUUUUCCACCAUAAUUUGCAAAUAAAUUCAUUAAAAAUCCUACAAUGUGAUUUUCUGGAUUUUUUUUUCUCAAUUUGUCUGUCAUAGUUGACGUGUACCUAUGAUGAAAAUUACAGGCCUCUCUCAUCUUUUUAAGUGGGAGAACUUGCACAAUUUGUGGCUGACUAAAUACUUUUUUCCCCCCACUGUAACAGUAGCCAGAGAGCCUCUGCCCCAUACACCAAUCACUCACUCGAAAUGGACAAGCCUCCACAUGCAAAGGUAGCUGAGGGGACACCAUGUUGUCCCGUUCCUUCCAUAAUGCACAAGUACCUUCAGGGAACCGUGCCGACUAGAUAACUGCAUGGCACCACGCAGUUUGGCUGGCAGCCUGCAGUCAGACUGGCAGCGUACCAUGCUAAGCCUUACCAGUCUGUUUCUGCCUCCUUGGUGCAGUAUCAGUCUCACGUCACACCCUCCUCCACAUCUCAGCUCUGCUCAGGGCAUCGUGACAGGGAUGGUAUAGGAGCCAGUAAUGAAUUUAGUUUUGCAUUUCGUCCUGAGGGAACACAAUUCCCAAUGGUGGUUUGAACUGGCCUUUUUUUUAUCAAUCGUUUGAGGGGUCUCGUAUGUAUGUAUGUAUGUAUGUAUGUAUGUAUGUAUGUAUGUAUGUAUGUAUGUAUGUAUGUAUGUAUGUAUGUAUGUAUGUAUGUAUGUAUGUAUGUAUGUAUGUAUGUAUGUAUGUAUGUAUGUAUGUAUGUAUGUAUGUAUGUAUGUAUGUAUGUAUGUAUGUAUGUAUGUAUGUAUGUAUGUAUGUAUGUAUGUAUGUACACAGAUAAAAGCUUGAUUCUCUGGGUUUUAAGUGCCGGUCCUGCAUUAAAAAUCACAUUCAAUGGAGAUUUUCCAUUGAGCAUGCUUUUUUGUUCAGGACUGGGCUUAAUCUGUGUUUGGGAAACUGGCCCUUAAGAUCGUUAAGCUAGUUUUCUUAUAUAUCGAAACCCCAUGCAGAGGGCACUUUCACUGAAAGCACACUGGUCACUUAACACUAGAACCGCUGGACCUCGAGGGACCCGCCUUCAAGCUAACGAGCAGACAUUCUGACUUCAACAUUCUAACAGUGUAAUUAAUACAUUUCAUAUAUGCUAGUGCUAAAAUAGUCAUUUGGUUGUGUUCUUGAAGGUGUCAAGUAACAUUAGAAUAAGAUUUUUUUUUUAGUAAAAAAUAAAAAGAUAAAAUAGUAUUUUCAUUAGUUUAUGUUACUGUCUGUAAAAACAAAAAAAACAAACUGUUCAAUCAAUUUUAUUUGUGGAGUGCUUUUGUUACAACUAUGAAACAGAAACCAUAUGUGUUAGAACAUGUUAACGGCUUCUUUUUAUUUAUUUAUUUAUUUAUUUAUUUAUUUAUUUAUAUAUAUACACAGUGAGGGGAAAAAAGUAUUUGAUCCCCUGCUGAUUUUGUACGUUUGCCCACUGACAAAGAAAUGAUCAAUCUAUAAUUUUAAUGGUAGGUUUAUUUGAACAGUGAGAGACAGAAUAACAACAACAAAAAUCCAGAAAAACACAUGUCAAAAAUGUUAUACAUUGAUUUGCAUUUUAAUGAGGGAAAUAAGUAUUUGACCCCCUCUCAAUCAGAAAGAUUUCUGGCUCCCAGGUGCCCUGCACCUCUUUCAUAAUCAAUAUGUAUUUACGGCACUGUAGUAAACUACAGUCUAAUCAUAUUUAAGUUACUGUCAUAUUGAAGUUAACGGCCAUGUGAUUUUCCGUCCCAUGUAUGUAAAAAUAUGCGCUUUUAAUACAAUAGGAAGGCUAACACAUACAAAGCAGAAAGACAACCGUUUCCAAAUAAUCUGUCUGACCUCUCUCCUGCAGCAUUAAAAAUGCAGACUGUGCUGCAAUGAUCUCUGUCGGAACCCACAGGUCCUGAGGGCAUCCCACGGGAAUGCAGCCCUCUAGUGUGCGUUUUCACGCAAUGGCAUUAGUUGGAUUUCACAGUUGACACAAAUCUUCGCCACUUACACUUGCUUGACACACUUCCUACAAACUUGUCAAUUGCAGGUGACCGGUGUCUUGGGUUCUGUUCUUUGUGCAUCUGGCCACCUGGCACUGUCUCCUUCUCGGGAGCUGUGUGCAAUUUGGCUUGCGCAAAGGCUCCUGUGGAAUCUUUGCUGCUGCCUUGGCCCUCAUGUCUCUCACAUAGCCCGUAUGCCAGACUCAUGAUGAAGUCUCACCUGGGCAUGGUGUUAUUGAUGCACUGCUUGAUCAACACUGCGUUGAUAGCAGCCAAGUCAAGCUUGUUGUAGAGCACAGCAUCAGGUCAGCGGUGGGUGCCUCCUUUCACAGAGUUCAGCCGUGCCAUCUGAUCCAAAACAUCCAAUCCAACCUAUGGAACAGAAUAGAGUAGAAAACAUUAGGAUUAUUUUCCCCUAGGAAAAACAACAGGUGUUAUACAGAAGAUCAUAAUGCAUUGCAGAAGUUUAUCUACACUGAACAAAAAUAUAAACGCAAGAUAUAAAGUGUUGGUUUCAUGAGCUGAAAUAAAAGGUCCCAGAAAUGUUCCAUACACACAAAAAGCGUAUUUCUCUUUUGUGCACAAAUUUGUUUACAUCCCUGUUGGUGAACAUUUCUCAUUUGCCAAGAUAAUCCAUCCACCUGACAGAUGUGGCAUAUCAAGAAGCUGAUUAAAUGACAUGAUCAUUACACAGGUGCACCUUGUGCUGGGGACAAAAGGCCACUCUAAAAUGUACAGUUUUGUCACACAACACAAUGCCACAGAUAUGUCUCAAGUUUUGAGGGAACGUGCAAUUGGCAUGCUGACUGCAGGAAUGUCCACCAGAGCUGCUGCCAGAGAAUUGAAUGUUAAUUUCUCUACCGUAGGCUGCCACCAACGUCGUUUUAGAGAAUUUGGCAGUAUAUCCAACUGCAGAUCACGUGUAACCACGCCAGCCCAGGAUCUCCACAUCCAGCAUCUUCACCUGCGGUAUUGUCUGAGACCAGCCACCUGGACAGCUGAUGAAACUGUGGGUUUGCACAACCGAAUAAUUUCUGCACAAACUGUCAGAAACUGUCUGUGAAACUCAUCUGCGUGCUCGUCGUCCUAACCAGGGUCUUGAUCUGACUGCAGUUCAGUGUCGUAACCGACUUCAGUGGGCAAAUGCUCACCUUCGAUGGGAACAGGCACGCUGGAGAAGUGUGCUCUUCAUGGGUGAAUCCUGGUUUCAACUGUACUGGGAAGAUGGCAGACAGCGUGUAUAGCGUUGUGUGGACGAGCGGUUUGCUGAUGUCAACGUUCUGAACAGAGUGCCCCAUGGUGGGGUUAUGGUAUAGGCAGGCAUAAGCUACGGACAACGAACACAAUUGCAUUUUAUCGAUGGCAAUGCUCUGGAUCGACAUGUACGACAGCGUGUUCCAGUUCCGGCCAAUAUCCAGCAACUUCGCACAGCCAUAGAAGAGGAGUGGGACAACAUUCUACAGGCCACAAUCAACAGCCUGAUCACUCUAUGCAAAAGGUAUCUGUGACCAACAUAUGCAUAUCUGUGUUCCCAGUCAUGUGAAAGCCAUAGAUUAGGGCCUAAUUAAUUUAUUUCAAUUGACUGAUUUCCUUAAAUGAACUGUAACUCGGUCAUCUUUGAAAUUGUUGCACUUAUUUUUGUCUAGUGUAUAAAUGGUAAUGCAUAUUACGUAAUUUUGACAAACCUUUGUUUGGUUGUAGUGCGUAAUAGUAUCCGGUUUUCUCUUUUAUUGUGUCCCUGUCGAUGGCAACUGUUGGAUGCAUGGUGCUCAUGACAGAAACGUUAUUUCUUGCCUUGGUAAAGUGAGUGUUGGCUUGUCAUUCUUCAGCACUGUUGUGGAGUACAACGGCUGUGCAGGUGCCUUAUUUUGUGCAGUGGGAGGGAGCUUCCGUCUUGCUUUGUUCAUGGUGCCGACUAGGCUUGUUUUAUUUGCAAGCAACUUGUUCGCCAAUGAAGUGAAGAAAUUGUCCAUGGCGACAAUUUUCCCCUUGCCAACGUAAGGGUCCACAAGCCUCAUCACCACAUUCUCCGACACACUCUCACCUGCUGCACGAUGUGGAUCUUUUCCCAAACGGUGCAGUCCCUUCCUCUCUCUUGUCUCACCGUUUAAUUUGGUGGUAGCGCAAGCACCUGCUCAGUGCGUACCGUUAUGGCUUUUUUUGCGCUUAGGUGUAGGUUCAGGCUGAGGCUCAGAAUCAGAAGAAUAAUCAUCAGAGAUGUCAUGAUUCAUUUCUUGCACACCAUCUGAGUCGUUUUGAUUCAGAUCUUGUAGCAGCGCUAAUGCAGCAUGUGCAUCCAUUCGUUUUGGUCUUCUUGAAAUUGUGAAUUAUGCACGUUCUCACUGUGUACUCCUGCUUGGAUUUGGUGGACUGAUAUAGGGUACAAACAAUUUUGAGAUUAUAAUUAGAAUAUACCAGUACAAUAGUACAAAUGGCGUAUCACAUUUUAACAAACCAAACAUUGAAAUAUAGUUAUAGGAAAAAUUAAAACCAGUCCGUGCAUCAAUACCGGUAUAUAGUAAAGUACGGUAUAUCGCCCAGCCCUAGUCUGGAUUAGUGUCCCGCUCCUUGAAAGCGGCAUCACUAGCCUUUAGCUCUGUGCGGAUGUUGCCUGUAAUCCAUGGCUUCUGCUUGGGGUAUGUAUGCACUCACUAACUGUAAGUCGCUCUGGAUAAGAGCGUCUGCUAAAUGACAAAAAAUUUAAACAAAUGUAAAAUGGAUGUACGUAUGGUCACAUUGGGGACUCGUCAAUGCACUUAUUAAUGAAGCUGCUGACUGAUGUGGUAAACUCCUCAAUAUACUCCUCAUAUUCCAGUCUGUGCUAGUGAAACAGUCCUGUAGCUUAGCAUCCACUUCAUCGUACCGUAUUGAGCACGUCACUGGUACUUCCUGUUUGCGUUUUUGCUUGUAAGCAGGAAGCAGGAGGAUAGAGUUAUGGUCUGAUUUGCCAAAUGGAGGGCGAGGGAGGGCCUUGUAUGCAUUUCUGUGUGUGGCGUAAAGGUGCUCCUUUUGUUUACUCAUCUGUGUCUGGACUCAACCUCCGUUUUCGUAACGUCUAAGCGAGCUGUCUGGCUUUUGCGAUUGCGCUCUAUUUUGGGGGGUGGGGGGUCACUUCAGAAUGAAAAACAGGAAUGCUUUCAUAGGAUUUUAGCAUGAGUUCUCAAGUGACUGCACAUUCACCAAUAGAACAGAGGGCAAAGGCGGUCUAUUUGCUUGCUGACAUAGUCUCGUCAGGAUGCCGCCUCACUUGCCGCUCUUUUGCUGCCACUUCCUCUUUCGAGUCCUGGGGGUUAGGGCCUUGUCCCGAGUAAGCAGAAAGUCCAGAGCUGCCGGCUCGUUGAAGUAAAAAUGUUUGAGGUUACUGAUCGCUGUUCUGAUGUCCAGAAGCUGUUUUCGGUCAUAGGAAAUGAUGGCGAGACAGUAUGUACAAAAAAAGUUAAGAUCAGCGUAAAAAAAACACACAAAAUAACGGUCAGGAACCCGUAAAACAGUGACUAUCCACUGCAGCGCCAUCCUAAAUUAAAAUACACUGGAAACCCAGACAACUCAGGACCUCAUUCAGACAAUGAGCACCUUACCUCCCCUCUUGCGCUCCUCAGUUUUUCACAGACUCGUUCGCUGCAGCUAUUUUAAUUUGCGUCGGUGUGACCUCUUAUGUAAUUGGUGGGAGGAGAACCCCGCUACCGAGUCAGUCAAUCUUCCUGCUUUUAGAAGUGAGUGAUUUUAUUAAGACUGGAGUCGGGACGCCGGGGAUGUGGAUAAAUGUAGCAGAGGAUGACUCUGAAGUGUACUCGUGAAACCCCUCAAACACCUUAAGGGAUCUGCUAGAGGUGUGGUAAAGUCACCCUUACCUGGGCGUCAUGAGCUAUGUUAGUCAGCCAUAGGAUGUGAGGGGGUGGAAGUAGGGGAUUAGAAGGAUAUUGGUCAGAGAUGUUGGGUAGAAUAAUAGUGUACCAGCUUUGGUAGAUAACAUCAGCAGCUUAGUUGUCUUGUCUGCUUUUAUCUCUAAGUUAGUGUUACAUACACAGUUUAUAUUCUAUACAGCUUCUCAGUGUCGGCUCCUAUCAAUAUAGCGGUUUCACAUUCAAAAUGUUUUCAUACUAGUAUGAGGCCAUAUUCAAUCCAAGCUGGCAACAGUGAAUGUCUGGGGAAAAACCAAACAAUAGUCUGUCUGUGCUGCAAGAAUGCAUGUUUGAAUUAACAUAAUCAGUAAGAGAAUGAAGUGAGAGUGAAAGAAAGAAAAAGAUACCUAAUUGGGUAAUCAUUCACCUUCCUCACAGUACGGGAAGAAAAUGUUUUUGUCCAAUCGAUGAAACUCCCAGUUAGCGCUUUUGAUUGAAUAAUACCAUUUAGUGAAUCCCAACUCCUGAACAUACGGCAAUUACCCUAUUGUGGAAGCAGAGGGGAUGAGCAGGUACUAUGAGGUGUUUUUGUAGGUGUAACCUGCAAACAAGUGAGAACAGUUUUGAGAGGGGCUGUGGGGCUGCAGUUAGCGAUGCCUCAGGAAUGUGUGCACCGGAGCGAUCAGGGUUGUCUAUGUGGUCCAGUCCCAUUUACUUUUGGCAGGCAGUGACCUCAUUGGCGUUGACAUCAGCCAGUAGCAGAAAGGGACUGUUGCUGUUACGUCUGUGUCGCUCCAUUUGUUUACUAAUCUGUGGAGCUAUUGUGUCUGGACUCAACCUUGCGUUUUCAUAAUGUCUGAGCGAUCUGUCUGGCUUUUGCAUAUUGCACUCUUUUGAGGGGUGGGGGUCACUUUAGAUUCAAAUUCAGGAAUGCUUUUAUAGGAUUUUAGGAUGAGGAGCCAGCCAAAUUAAUUAUAUAAAUAUGCCUCUGGUACCAUUUUAAAGAAAUGAGCGUCUACAGUGAAAUGUGUAGCACCCCUCACACUUGAUCUUUGAGAUCCACAGAUGCCCAUCAUCCAAGGGCUCUGCAAAGAUAGAUUGUGUGAGUCUUUGUAUCUCCACCAUUACUCAAUUUCCUCCUAGUGUUCCUUGCUGAUAUGUCUUCUACAGACUGAGUCACUGGGCAUUCUGUAUCACGGUGUGGGCUGCAGCUGCAGACAGUUUUCCUAUCGGGUUGGAAAAUUCCACCAGGGCACGUGCUAGAGGUGGAGAGGAAACACAUUUUGGGGCACUCCAGAAAAGUUACUUUCCCCAGCCACAAAAUUGACCAAUUCUGUUUUAUUAGCUUUGAAAGACUGUAAAGGAAAUAACUAGGCCUAUCUGGGUCGGCUGAUGUUGAGUUCUCAGUCUUGGUUAGAGUCUUGAGGCAUUGAGCCUCCACCCUCUGGAUCUUAAUGUAGGUGCAGGGCAUUGGCCUGCCUCAGCUGAUGUCUGUUCCCCCAGACAUCGUCAUUAUGUCGGAGGAGAAUAUUGGUGGGCACGCCCCCCCAGGGGGAAGCACAGGCCCGUAAGUCGUUCCUCUUGGCCCGGACCGGAACCUCUCUCCGGCACUCCAGAGGCACGCUGCCAUCCGAUGUUACUGGAACGUUUCCUUUCCUGUUUUUCUUUCUCUAGGAGAGUGAGAUUUUGUUUUCGCCAUGCAAUAUAAUUGUAUUUUUUUCUCCCUUCCACUUCAUAGUGCAGCGUUAGAAACAGAACCCUGGGCCUUCCUUUUAAACCAUCUCGCGCCACCUUUCGAACGGUUUACUCGACUCAAAUACUGUGCAUGCCGUCCCAUCGUCAUUGCAGCUUUAGAGUCCAUUUCAUUACUCAGCAUUGUAAUGGGAGUGUUUUUGUUUUAUGUUUGGGUCAGCUCGACUGAGCCAUCGUCAUACAGCACAUAUUAUCUUAUUUCCUAAUGAUUCUCUCUGUCAGGCAUUUGACCUCGGAGAUGCUCAUGUCCUGGUCGUAUUUGAGGGGCCAAUCCAGGCGACAGUCAGAGGCUGGUUUCAAUCCCUCCAUGACCCCAGGCAGACAGGCAGCCUUACCCAGGCAACACUCACUCCCACACCCACGCCACCGAGUUAGCCUGCUUCCUUCCUCCCAGGCCCUGUUUGUCAAGCGAUAUGUCACCCGGCAUUAC